GGUGGAGGAGCGCUGCAGUCCUCACCGGUGACAAACUGCCGAGUUUGUGUCUGGUGGGGGGGAAACCCGCCACCACGGAAGGAUAUGAAUGGGUUUUUAUUAUUAUUAUUAUUCACACCGAGAGACAUAUCGGCUUGGAUUGGAAACUAUGAAGCCCCCCUCCUCCCGCUCCUGUUUCCGCUCAGUGCUGCGGUGACCGCGGAGUGCGCACAGGCACCGUCCGCUGACACGUCUCUGUCUACUUGUUCUCCCUCCGAGAAACAUGACGCGCGCUUCCCUGGCUGGCGUCGGACUUCUGUCGGUCCUUUUCACCUGUUCUUUAGCAGUGCAGUAUGAGGAGGACUACGAGGAUGUCACUGUGAACCAAAUGCUGGCUCCUAAAUCCCAGGAAACGGACACCACGGAAAUCCUCAAUAAUUUACUCAAAGAGUAUGACAAGAAGCUGAGGCCGGACAUUGGAGUGAAGCCAACUGUCAUAGAUGUGGAUAUAUUUGUGAACAGCAUCGGACCGGUGUCUUCAAUCAACAUGGAGUACCAAAUUGACAUCAUCUUUGCCCAGACGUGGACAGACAGCCGCCUCAGAUACAACAGCACAAUGAAAAUACUGACCUUGAACAGCAACAUGGUUGGACUCAUUUGGCUGCCAGACACCAUCUUUAGAAACUCCAAGACCGCAGACUCCCAUUGGAUCACGAUGCCGAACCAGCUGCUCAGGAUAUGGAACGACGGAAAAAUACUUUACACCUUAAGGUUAACUAUAAAUGCUGAGUGCCAGCUGCAGCUGCACAACUUUCCAAUGGAUGAACACUCGUGCCCACUCAUCUUCUCCAGCUAUGGAUACUCGCAAGAUGAGAUGAUUUACAAGUGGAGGAAGAACUCGGUGGAGGCGGCCGACCAGAAGUCCUGGCGUCUGUACCAGUUCGACUUCAUGGGCCUCAGAAACACAACGGACGUCAUAAAGACGACGGCAGGUGACUACGUGGUGAUGACGGUGUACUUUGACCUGAGCAGAAGGAUGGGCUACUUCACCAUCCAGACCUACAUCCCCUGCAUCCUCACCGUGGUUCUCUCCUGGGUUUCCUUCUGGAUCAAAAAGGACGCCACUCCGGCCAGAACAGCUCUAGCGCUGCUUCUGUCGUGUUAUGCCGUUUUUAUUUCUGUGCGCUCUGUUGUUGUGCAGACCACUGGCAUUUAUAAAGGGAUCACCACAGUCCUCACCAUGACCACUCUGAGUAGUGUGGCCAGGACGUCGUUACCCAGAGUGUCUUACGUCACCGCCAUGGACCUUUUCGUCACCGUUUGCUUUCUGUUUGUCUUUGCUGCCUUGAUGGAGUACGCAACGUUAAAUUACUACUCAUACAGCAUUCGGAGGCCGAGCUACAUGGAACCUAAAAGGCUGAACUUUGUGCUGGAUGUGAGACCUCCUCCGCACACCGUCAUCGCUCUAAACAAUGCCAUGUACUGGCAGGAGUUCGAGGACGCCUGCGUCUAUGAGUGUCUGGACGGGAAAGACUGCCAGAGCUUCUUUUGCUGCUUUGAAGAAUGCAAAGGAGGCGCCUGGAGAAGAGGAAGAGUCCACAUAGACCUACUGGAACUGGACGCUUACUCGCGUGUGUUUUUCCCCACGUCCUUCUUGCUGUUCAACAUUGUGUACUGGGUCGGAUAUCUCUACCUUUAGUACAACACACUCGGCAGAAAAGUCAGAAAGUAAUGGGUUUCAGUAGUGAUGUAAGGAACCGUGACAGCAAAUAAGCUGUUUGGAAGGAGCUACCUGGAUAAGAGAGCAACAUCCAGCCUGUUUCUGCAGGUGGAGGUUUCUUCUGUGGGGACAUUAGGCGUGAGAAUCCAACACAGCAGAGUUUGAAAGGACUGUGAGGACAAACGGGCAGCGAGCCGCACACCGGGACCCCAGUCUGCUCAGGCAGGUAGACGGCUCUGUGUUGUAGGAAUACUGUUAUCCAGCCGUUGGUCGAGUCGAGCCGAUGAAAAUCCAAGGACACACAAACCGUUCCUAGUGCCUUCCUUUGGAGGGGUAGAUGCCAUCCGUAACAAUAAUCAGGGAGUUAUCAUUUAUAGAGUAGAUCGGAAGAACCUGGCUUUGACUGAUUAUCAAUAAGUUUAUGAAGUAGUCACGUGGUACAAUAAACACACGUAUUAUUGGAAUACUUUCACUGUUACUUUCAGCUAUUUGAUGGGACUAGCUAUGAGGUGUUACUCAUAUCAAGGUUUUACAUUUUUGCAGUUGUAUUUGGUUUACAGUCCUUUUAAAACCUUUUACCUCUAAAUUUAAAAUGUCCACCUGGAUAUUUUUUUACUUAUUUUAA
Molecule: messenger RNA, 2324 nt
Organism: Poecilia reticulata (guppy)
Lineage: Eukaryota; Metazoa; Chordata; Actinopteri; Cyprinodontiformes; Poeciliidae
Source: RefSeq, a predicted model, not a curated record